Messenger RNA from Sphaerodactylus townsendi, 930 nucleotides. It is a transcript of the gene MED30, whose product is annotated as mediator complex subunit 30. Gene Ontology annotation, biological process: positive regulation of DNA-templated transcription. Gene Ontology annotation, cellular component: mediator complex. NCBI's taxonomy places the organism in Eukaryota, Metazoa, Chordata, Lepidosauria, Squamata, Sphaerodactylidae. Gene Ontology annotation, molecular function: transcription coregulator activity. The record is from RefSeq and is a predicted model, not a curated record.
CCGUAACGUCACUUCCGUUUUCCGGUCACCUCUUCCGUGUUCUGCUGUGCGGUUUCCCGGGCAACUACAGGCUGGCGAGUGACCGCGACUUUCAGACGCGCCUUGGUUCUGCAAAAUACAUCAGAUUUCAACAAUGUCCACCCCUCCUCUAGCAGGAGCUGGAAUGCCUCCUGGACCAUUUUCUGGACCCCAGUCUCAAGCUGCUCGUGAAGUGAAUACUGCAUCUCUCUGUCGUAUUGGCCAAGAGACUGUGCAGGAUAUUGUGUUUCGCACCAUGGAAAUCUUCCAGUUAUUGAGAAACAUGCAGCUGCCUAACGGUGUCACCUAUCACACGGGCACAUAUCAAGACAGGCUGGGAAAGCUGCAGGAGCACCUCCGCCAACUCUCGAUACUUUUUAGGAAACUGAGAUUAGUGUUCAAUAUUGCGACCGAAAGUAUAGCUGAAAACUGCUUGUGAGGCUGGGAUCCUGUUCCCAUAGAGCAACUCAUUCCUUACGUUGAAGAUGACGGCUCCAAGCACGACGACCGAGGAGCAGCCAGCCAGCUUCUCUUUGCCAGCGAAGAGAGAAGGGAAAUCAUGGAAGUGAACAAGAAACUGAAACAGAAGAAUCAACAGCUGAAGCAAAUUAUGGAUCAAUUACGGAAUCUCAUUUGGGAUAUCAACGCCAUGUUAGCAAUGAGAAACUAAAAUAUCUUUUUUUUUCUCAUUAUGACAGUUGAUGUUUAUUUUAUGGGAUUUUUUCCCCUCUCUGCUAACUUUAUUUCAUGUGCUGUAAAUGUUUUUUUAAACAAAUAUAUUUAAACUUUGUAUGCAUAAAAAUCAGUAGGGUUGGGUGCAGUGUUUGUAACAAUGUUUGGAUGCAGUAUUUGUAUACAUUGAUUUAAAAGACAUUGAUGACUUAAGGCUAAUAAAUUAAUUCAAUAUGGAAA